This is a messenger RNA of Orussus abietinus, 2036 nucleotides long. Its product is annotated as probable ATP-dependent RNA helicase DDX55 homolog. Gene Ontology annotation, molecular function: ATP binding; RNA helicase activity; nucleic acid binding. Gene Ontology annotation, cellular component: nucleolus. NCBI's taxonomy places the organism in Eukaryota, Metazoa, Arthropoda, Insecta, Hymenoptera, Orussidae. The record is from RefSeq and is a predicted model, not a curated record.
GCUGCCUGCAUACCUGUAUUAUUAAAAGGAAAAGAUGUUGCCGCAGAAGCUGUGACAGGUAGCGGAAAGACACUUGCUUUCCUGAUUCCUUUAUUGGAAAUGUUACAGAAACGUGAAGAAAAAUGGAAGAUUACGGAAGUGGGUGCGAUUGUAAUAACACCAACGAGAGAACUUGCCACUCAAUUAAGCGAAGUACUUGAUUACUUCUUGAAAAAUAUCUCAACACUCAAGCAGGUUUUGCUUGUAGGGGGUUCUACUGUCAAAGAUGAUAUUGUUAACAUUAAAAAUGGUGCAAAUAUUAUAGUAGCAACACCUGGGAGAUUAGAAGACAUAUUGUCUAAUUACAAGAGUAUGAACAUAUCAUUAAAUAUUAAAACAGUGGAACUAUUAAUACUUGAUGAAGCAGACAGGCUGUUGGAUUUAGGCUUCUCGGUAACAAUAAACACAAUUUUAAGUUAUCUACCACGUUUGAGAAGGACUGGCUUAUUUUCAGCAACUCAAACUAAGGAAGUACAACAGCUUAUCAGAGCCGGUUUACGAAAUCCAGUAAUAAUAACCGUUCAGGAAAAGCCCAGUUCUUCAAUGCCAUUAACCUUGAAUAACUAUUAUGCUGUAGUGGAUUCAGUAAAUAAGCUUCCAAUGAUAAUAACAUUUAUAAAAAUUAAAGGCAUCCACUUGAAGUAUAUGAUAUUUUUAUCCACUUGUGCUUGUGUGGACUACUUUAAUCACGUUUUAACAUCCAUAUUGCCUUCCAUGAAUGUAUUUGCUUUACAUGGUAAGAUGAAAGGAAAUAGACAUAAAGUCUUUGAACAGUUUCGUUGUGCAGAAAGUGGCCUUUUGAUGUGUACUGAUGUAAUGGCUCGAGGCAUUGACAUACCUGAAGUACAUUGGGUAUUACAGUACGAUCCACCAGCUACUGCUAGCUGCUUUGUACAUAGAUGCGGUAGAACUGCGAGAAUUGGCAACACGGGAAAUUCUUUGCUGUUUUUGCUAGAGUCGGAAGAUGCCUACGUCAACUUUAUCGAGAGAAAUCAAAAAGUCGAUCUUAAGAAAAUUGAAUUAGUGACACCAACAAACGUGGAAGCAACUUUGAAAAAGAUGCGAAGUUUACAAUGCUAUGAUAGACAGAUUUUUGACAAAGCUAACAGAGCUUUUGUAUCGUAUAUUCAAGCGUACAAUAAGCACGAGUGCAGGUUGAUUUUGCGAUUAAAAGAUCUCGAUUUAGGAAAAGUAGCAACUGGAUUUGGGUUAUUGAAACUGCCACGAAUGCCUGAAUUAAAACGGCAAAACGUGACUUUUGAAGGACCACAAAUCGAUUUAAAUACGAUUCCUUACAAAAAUAAACAGAGAGAAGCUCAAAGAUUAGAAAAAUUAAAAGAAUAUCGUAAUACCGGCGUAUGGCCUGGAAAGAAGAAACGCAAAGCACCGGCUACUGAAUCAUGGUCAGAAACUAAAAAACGAAAAUUGCAGAAAAAAGAAAAACGCCAAAAACGUAAAGAAAAGCGAAGUCAAGUGGAACGUUCAUCAAAAAAUAAACGGAAAAAGAUUUGCAACGAAGACAUUGAAGAAUUGGCAAAAGAUAUUGCAUUAAUAAAAAAGUAUAAAAAACGGAAGAUAUCAUCAGAAGAUUUUAAUGCAGCAUUUGGAAUAGACUAAAAAAUUGUAAUUAUUUUUGUUAAUUUUUAUCACAUAUUUUGUGUAACGGUUGGAUAUUCUCCAGAGAGAUGGACUUUAGAAAGAGGACACAAAUCAAUGAGGAGAAACGAAGAAUUCUAAAAGGUCUGUAUAUUAAACAAACAAGAAUAAAUAAAUAAAUAAAUAAAAAGAUGCGCAAAUUAUAAAUAGAAUAAGAAAGAAACCGAGACCAAUACAGAAACAAACUUAAAAGAAUAAAUAAUAAAAUAAUCGCUCUAACGGAAAAUGUAACAAUACAAGAAUAAAUGAAUAUAAGAAUAAAAGGCUACGUCGGAAUAAAAUGAUACAUAAACCGAAAGAUCAAUUAAAAAAAAUAAAAUAGUACGAGAACAAAAACGCAA